This is a messenger RNA of Pseudocercospora fijiensis CIRAD86, 1189 nucleotides long. RefSeq lists its product as uncharacterized. Gene Ontology annotation, biological process: proteasome-mediated ubiquitin-dependent protein catabolic process. The transcript has 2 exons. Gene Ontology annotation, cellular component: proteasome regulatory particle, lid subcomplex; nucleus; cytosol. The record is from RefSeq and is a predicted model, not a curated record. Lineage: Eukaryota; Fungi; Ascomycota; Dothideomycetes; Mycosphaerellales; Mycosphaerellaceae. Bases 112 to 927 code for a protein of 271 amino acids.
CAACCACUUCCAGCUUCCAGCCUUCAAAUCCACCAUCAACACCACCUCACCAUACAUUGCACACCCAGUCGUCAAAAUUGCGCGCACAUCCCAAAUCCACACGCCCAAAAGAUGGCGGAAAACGAAUGCUCCCAAAUCCUCCGCCAGCUACACAGCUUCAAAGACGAACACGAUGCCCGAACCCACUCAACCGCGCUCCUCUCACGCGCAAAGCUCGCCCUCCUGAAACUCAACGCCCUCGUCCCCCACGACGAGAUUUCCCCCUCACAACUGAACCUCGCCAUCAGCGUGCUCGAAACCGGCGCACUCCUCAGCAUCCAACUCAAAGACACCGAAGCCUUCACACGCUACUUCCAACAACUACAACCCUUCUACGCCAUCCCCGCAUCGCGAAGACAGCAAAGUAAUGAGGGAAAAGUCACGGGAUUGUAUUUGUUGCUGCUGUUGAGUGUGGGUGAUUAUGCGGGCUUUCAUACUGUGCUUGAGGGUUUGCAGACGAGUAGUGGGAAGGAUCAGAUCGAGAAGGAUGAGUUUAUUCAGUAUCCUGUCAGACUGGAACAGGCGCUGAUGGAAGGGAGUUAUGAUAAGGUUUGGGGAGAGACGAAGGCGGAGAGGGUGCCGAGUGCGGAGUUUGCCGUUUUCUCAGAGGUCCUCAUCGACACCAUUCGAUCCGAAAUUGCAUCUUGCUCCGAACGCGCUUACCCUUCUCUCCCCAUCUCGAACACGAAGAACCUGCUCUUCCUCGACUCCGAAGGCGCGGUCAUCCAAUUCGCAAAGGCAAGAGGCUGGGUCGCGAAGGAUGGUAGGGUCUACUUCCCACAACAGGAAGCUGAUGCAUUGGCGGCCGAGAAGGAUGUCAUGAGCAACAGCGACGUGGUGAUUGAGAACACGUUGGGCUAUGCGAGGAAGCUGGAGACUAUUGUGUAAUACUCUGCUCUUGGAUGCGGAUGAAUUUAUCUCAAGGAAAUAUCCACGCCGUCUACGAUGGGGAUAGCAUCGUGGACAAGAAGCGAAGCAGAGCUUGGAAGCGCACUUCCAUGAGGCAACUGAUCCUCAUCCAGACCUCGAAGGAGAACUGGCCUUAAUCGCAGACACCCGACCUAGAUGGCUUAGCGAGGGCCAAAGGACUAGAGCCAGGAGUAUGUACAAUUAGAGCGAGUACGUAUGGAUCAAGAGCAUGAAUCUCGCU